UUAAGUUCACUAUUUUCAAUCAAACAAUCAACCAAAAUAAGGGAAAUUGAAAUACUGCAUUGAUAUAAUAAAUCCCAUUUAUCAUUUAAAUGGUGUAUCAUUUUAAUGUGAAAACAUUCAUUUCUUAAGUGACACUCUUUUUCUGUACAUAAUUGUGUUUAAACUGUUAAACAAGUGAAAAAAUCACAAAACAACAAGUUUAAUGAAUGUACAAAAGAAAGAAGAUAAAAUAUUUACUAAAUGUCACAAUUUCUUAAAAAUGUGUUUUAUUUCAGUUUUUCCUGAAUAACAAAAAUACAGUUUCAGAAUUGUAGAAAAUACCUUUUCAGGAUUUUCUAACUUUUGGGGAUAUAUCUUUUGACUUAUUAUUUACUAUUAGAAAAUAACAAUGUUGCUGACAUUAUGGGAUUUGUAUACAAUCAAUAAGGAGCAAUCAUUCAGAGUUAUAUUUUAUGAUUUUAAAAGUAAGCAUAUAUUAAAUUUUGAACAAAGUCAGUCAUACAUUGGUAAAGUUUCCAAGCUGUUGAACUCUACAUCUGCAGCACAAUCAGUUAUUGGGUGCUUUAUUAGCCCAGGAUUAUAUUUAUCAUGUAUUAUUCUUGGAAUUUUAAAGGUCCAAUCUGCUUUUGUAUUUUUGAAUGUACAGAAACCCUGUGCUUCCUUGAACAAUAUUCAAAAUUAUGUUCCUAUUAAAAUUAUAUUAGUUGAAGGAUCAUUUUUUGAGAUAGUAAAGAAAGACCUGUGUACUUGCUGGCAUGAAGAAAAUAAAAUUCUGUUAGAUAACUUUUCAAUAAUUAUUCUCCAGUCAUCAAAUUGCUUCAAUGACUUGUGUUCUAAUUCAAAGAAAAUCUAUUCAAAUUUUUUGAAAAAUGUUUCUGAAUUGGCUUAUGUAAUUCAGACAUCUGGUACAACUGGAGAACCAAAGAUUAUACAAGUGCCUCACAACUGUAUUGUACCAAAUGUUUUAGAUCUGAAACGAAAAUUCAAUAUUACUUCAGAAGAUAGAGUGAUGUUAUGCUCACCAUUAACGUUUGAUCCUAGCAUUAUUGAAAUCUUCCUUGCUGUUUCAGCUGGCUGUACUUUGAUAAUCAUACCUAAUCAGUUGAAAAGUAUCCCAAGAAAACUCAGUGAAGUCAUCAUUAAUAGCAAAGUUACUGUACUUCAGGCUACUCCAACUCUUAUUCAGAGUCUUGGAGAUGAUUUUAUAAAAGGUGUUCUUUUAUCGGAGAAUUCUAAUUUACGAAUUUUGGCUUUUGGUGGUGAACCUUGUCCUUCCAUAGAUAAAAUAAAAAGGUGGAAAGCUAAAAAUAAUAAAACAAAAAUUUUUAACCUUUAUGGAUUAACAGAAGUUUCUUGUUGGGCAACAUGUUUUGAAAUAAACUUAGAAAAAAAGUACCAUUUGCCAUCUAUUCCUUUGGGUGAACCUCUUUUGGAUACAGUUAUUGAAAUCAUUGAUGGUGAACUUUCUGUGGGAGGAGAAAAGAGAUGGUGUGUGAUCAAUGAUGAAGAAUGGCCAAAUCAUAAACAUAAAAUUAUGCGUAAAACAGGAGAUUAUGUUAUUCAAAAUUCUGAGAGUUUAUUAUAUUUUGAAAGUCGAAAAGAUAAUAUUUUGAAGUUCAAAGGACAAAAAUUAUCAUUAUUUAGGAUAAAUACUAUUCUUGAGAGUAUUCCUAGAAUCACAAAUCAUUUCUUGAAUUUUGAUGCUGAAUCUUCAAAGCUUCUACUAUUUGUUGUUCUGAAUGAAAAAAGCAGUUGCAAAGAAGAUAUAAGAUAUGAAGUAUUGAAAACUCUCCAACAGUCUACUUCCAAUCUUCCUAUAAUUGAAGUGAUAAUUGUGCCUUGCAUUCCUUUAACAAAGCAUGGAAAAGCCGAUUACAAUAAAUUGAUUGCACUGAAAAAUUCAAGAAAUCAGCUGAGAAAAUUGUACCAGUUCACUUCUAAUUUGGAUGUUUUGAAUACUCUAUCUAACUUGUGGAAGAAUUAUACUUCUCAAGAAACAGUAACACAAACAGAUAAUUUUAUUCUGAGUGGUGGUGAUUCUUUCAUGGCUUUACAACUGACAUCAGAUAUUGAAUGGGAAUUUCAGAUGCAACUACCUGAAAUUACAGAUAAACUUUUAAAUUAUUCAUUUAGAGAUGUGUAUGAACUUAUAAAAUCUCAUAUGCAAGACACACAAGAAAUAAAUGUUGAAUCUCAGAAUGCACUUGUUCCCUGUAAUGAACUGUCAAAUGAAUCUGCUCCAAAGAAAACACGCCUUAUUAGUUCCGUGUGUUUUGAAGUUGUAACUAGAAGAGGUUAUUCCUUAAUAUGCCAACAUGACAAGGUGAAGUCUUGUUACUCCAAAACAAUCAAUAAUGAUUUAUUCAGCAGUAAAGAAUUGUCUUUAAAAAUGACCUGUAAAUUUGACCUGAAGAAAUGUAUAGAUGCAUCACCAUGUGUUGCAUAUUUUUUUGAGAGUAAUGAACUAUUGGGUUUUAUUGGUUCACAUGCAGGUAUAUUUUGUUGUUUUAAUGUAUUGGAUUCCUCUCUUAAGUGGACUGUUAAACUUCCAGAUAGAAUUGAAUCUUCAUCAUGUUUAUCAUUUUGUGGAAAGUAUGUUUAUGUUGGAUGCUAUGAUCAUCAUCUGUAUUGUCUAAAUGUUAAAGAUGGGAGUAUUUUGUGGCUAUUCAGUUCAACUGCUGAAAUUAAAAGUUCACCCGUUGUUUCAUCCCAAAAUACUGUGUUUGUAGGCUCUCAUGAUAAACAUCUAUAUGCAAUAAAUGGGGAAAAUGGAAAACUUAUUUGGAAAAAGACAAUUGGCAAAGGAAGUAUUUUUUCUUCUCCAGCUCUGCUUGAAGAAUCUGGAAUUCUUUCAGUUGCAACUUUAGAUGGCAUUCUUUCUAUUUUAAAAAUGGAUACUGGUACUACUGUUUGGACCUACAGUUAUGGAAAACCAUUAUUUUCCUCUCCAUUAUUUACUACUUCAGGAAUUUUUAUUGGUGCCACAAAUAAUUGUUUUUUGCAUUUUAAUUUAUCUGGUAUAUUGGGAUUUGAGUUUUGUACUAAUGGUCCUGUGUUUUCAUCCGCCACUACUGCUCUACCACCAGAUAAUGAUCGUAUUAUAUUUGGUUGUCAUGAUUCUGCUGUAUACUGUGUUAAUGUUAAAGGGGAAAAUGUAUGGAAAUUUAAUAGUGACUCUCCGGUUUAUACAACUCCAUUUGCCUUUCAGUGGAAAGAAGAUAAUUAUGUUGCUAUUGCAACUACAGCAGGUAUGAUAUAUAUUCUAAGUCAAAGUAAUGGUGAAAUUAAAUAUACUUUAAAAUGUCUUGGAGAAAUAUUUUCUUCUCCAGUUGUAUUGAAUGAAUUUUUGAUUGUUGGUUGUCGAGAUAAUUUUGUAUAUUGUUACCAUUUAUCUUCUCUUUAAUUGUCAUAACUACUUGUUUUGAGUAUAUUUAUAAAACAUUUUUCUGCAAAUAUUAUUUUUGAUUAAAAAAAAUGCUUCUGAAGUUAUAUUUCCCCCCCAUUAGCACAUUAUAAAUUAUGUAUUCUAUAAAUCUGAAAUUCAUCAAAAGCCAGAAUUAUUGUGUUUACAUUAUUUUAUUCUAUUACUCUUAAACAUCAUAUCAUUCUCCUUAACAAUUAGUUUAGCAAACUGUCAAUAUUUUUUUUUUCUGACACAAACUGAAGAUUGCUUUAAGUAUAUUUGACAUAUAUAUUUAGAGGUUGUUAUUUA
Molecule: messenger RNA, 3712 nt
Organism: Argiope bruennichi
Lineage: Eukaryota; Metazoa; Arthropoda; Arachnida; Araneae; Araneidae
Product: beta-alanine-activating enzyme-like
Exons: 14
Coding region: 389-3403 (1004 amino acids)
Biological process (GO): amino acid activation for nonribosomal peptide biosynthetic process
Molecular function (GO): protein binding
Source: RefSeq, a predicted model, not a curated record